CAACGCUUAAAGGGACAAGGAUGGCGACUUCUUCCUCUCUCGGCCUCCUUCUUUCUCUCCCCCGCUCCUAUUCCUUUUGCGGUUUUUGUCUUUCUCUUUUGCUGCCCCUCUUCUUACUAGCGCGAUGUCCCCGUCUCACCCCACUCUUCUGUUUCCUUCGCCCUGUUUCUUUCCCGCGCUCUGUUUGCUUUUGGCAGUAAGAAGAAAGAGUGGGGUGGCGGCUGAUUAUUCACCCCCUCUUAGUUUGACGGGUGUUUUCCCUAGAAGAAGCGGGCUGCGGGCGUUGGACGGGGCGAGGGGGGGACCGUUGCUCCUUCCUCCUUGUUGCCUUCCGGGCCCAUUUCUUCAGGGCUGCUUGGCUUUUCCACAUUUUAGGUUGUGAUCGUACAUACACUCCCCCCCCCCCAAGCGCCACUGAACUCAGCGGGGCAUAUUUAGCAAAGGAUAUUAUUUGAAUGUAAGAUGUCUUUAAAUUCAUCUGUGAUUUCAAAAGAAGAUCAAAUAGGCUAUCAAGGAAUAAAAAAUUUUGACUGCCUGAAAAGUCUAGAUUCACAGGCCACAUCGAUGUUGCAGGAAACCCCACUGGAAAACUUGCAUCUAACAUCUCAGGCUGUUCUUGAAAGAGCCCAGAAACAAGGGAGAUCAAAAUGUCCCAGAUGUAAUAGCUCAAGGAUGUUCUAUUGUUACACAUGCUAUGUUCCAGUUGAAACUGUUCCUACCAGAGAAAUUCCUGUAGUGAAGCUUCCCUUGAAAAUCGACAUCAUUAAGCAUCCCAAUGAAACGGAUGGCAAAAGCACAGCUGUACAUGCCAAGCUCCUGGCGUCUGAAGAUGUUACCAUUUACACAUACCCUUGUAUUCCAGACUACGAAGAAAUGAGACAUGAAAGUGCACUUAUCUUUCCUGGGCCUAAUUCGGUUUCAGUAAACGACAUUCCUCAGUGUUUGCAAAACAAAUUUAAGAAGAAUGACUGUGACAAGAACAAGGACUCAUCAGCAGAGCCAGUUCUCAAGUGUGCAAAAAUAGAGCCAGGCAGUAACAGCAACUUGGGUGAUCACAAAUUUCACAGCAUGAGCAAAAAUGCUGUGCUGAAGAAAAUUGUAUUUAUUGACAGCACCUGGAAUCAAACAAACAAAAUUAUCACAGAUGAGAGGCUCCAAGGAUUGCUACAAAUUGAACUGAAGUCAAGGAAAACCUGCUUUUGGCGCCAUCAAAAAGGAAAGCCAGAGACAUACCUGUCUACCAUUGAAGCAAUUUAUUAUUUUUUAGUAGACUAUCAUAAGGAACUCCUAAAAGAAAAAUAUGAAGGACAGUAUGACAAUCUCCUUUUCUUCUUUUCAUUUAUGUACAAAUUGAUUAAAAAUGCCAAGUGUUCAGCAGGAAAAGAGUAAGACAAGAUGCUCUUCGUGUCAAUAUUAAAAGAACAACCCAAAGUACUCAUUAUGAUCCGUUGCACCAGGUUCUUUAAAAUUAAUUAAUAACAGUUGAAUUAAAGAAAUUGUGUUGUA
Molecule: messenger RNA, 1506 nt
Organism: Rhineura floridana
Lineage: Eukaryota; Metazoa; Chordata; Lepidosauria; Squamata; Rhineuridae
Gene: DTWD1
Product: DTW domain containing 1
Exons: 6
Coding region: 463-1389 (308 amino acids)
Biological process (GO): tRNA modification
Cellular component (GO): nucleus
Molecular function (GO): tRNA-uridine aminocarboxypropyltransferase activity
Source: RefSeq, a predicted model, not a curated record